Seriola aureovittata is the source of this 2904-nucleotide messenger RNA. It is a transcript of the gene dhx58, whose product is annotated as DEXH (Asp-Glu-X-His) box polypeptide 58. The record is from RefSeq and is a predicted model, not a curated record. The transcript has 12 exons. Gene Ontology annotation, cellular component: cytoplasm. Lineage: Eukaryota; Metazoa; Chordata; Actinopteri; Carangiformes; Carangidae. Gene Ontology annotation, biological process: positive regulation of interferon-beta production; response to virus; innate immune response. Bases 110 to 2155 code for a protein of 681 amino acids. Gene Ontology annotation, molecular function: zinc ion binding; single-stranded RNA binding; double-stranded RNA binding.
AUCACAACAGAAUUUAAAAGCCCCACCAACGGCACUGUACAGUGAUAGUGGGGAAGGAGAAGCUGCAAACAGCACACGGUUCUCUACAGCUGACUGGAGUAACGUUAGGAUGGCAGACUUUGAUCUGUACACGUACCAGGAGGAAGUGGUCGAGAGGGCUCUUCAGAGAGAGAACAUAAUCAUCUGGCUGCCGACAGGAGGUGGAAAGACCCGCGCUGCUGUGUAUGUGGCCAAAAGACAUCUGGAGACCACUGAGCGGGCGAAGGUGGUGGUCCUGGUGAACAAGGUUCACCUUGUAGACCAACAUUACAAGAAAGAGUUCAAGCCUCACCUGGACCAAAACUACAAAGUGGUGCCAGUCAGUGGAGAGAGUGACGAGAAGGACUUCUUUGGAAAAGUGGUGCAGAAGUCCGACGUGGUCAUCUGCACAGCACAGAUCUUAUAUAACGCUCUGACUAACACAGAGGAAACCAAACAUGUCGAGCUCUCAGACAUUACUCUACUGAUAAUUGAUGAGUGCCACCACACCCACAAGGAGUCAGUCUACAACAAGGUAAUGAGAUUCUAUUUGGAGAAAAAGUUGAAAGGAGAACGUCGAUUGCCACAGAUCUUGGGUCUCACUGCAUCACCGGGUACAGGAGGCGCCAAGAUCCUGAACAGGGCUGUGGAGCAUGUCCUGCAGAUUUGUGCCAACUUGGACUCAGCCAUAGUCUCAACUAAAAACUAUGCCCCUGAGCUGAAGAGGAAGGUACCCAGACCCAUCAAAUCAUUUGACAUUGUGGAGAAAAGGCCAGCGGAUCCAUUUGGGAGUCAUCUGAAAUGGAUGAUGGAGCUGAUCCACGAGUACAUGAACUUACCUCCAGACUUCAAACUCAGAGAGUGUGGCACACAGGAGUAUGAGGCAGAUGUGGUGAUUUUAGAGAAGCGAGGGGUAAAAGAGGACAACAGACUGCUGGCACAAUGUGCACUCCACCUCAGACAGUACAACGACGCCCUGCUGAUCAACGACACCCUGCGAAUGAUGGAUGCUUAUUGCUCCCUGGAAGAAUUCUACAGCACAAAGUUAACCAGAACCAUCGACGGAACAGACCUCUUCCUGGUGGGACUUUUCCAAGAGAAUCAGGUGGAGCUGAAGAAAAUUGCACAGGAUUCUCGUUACGAGAACCCAAAGAUGGCCAAACUUGAGAGCGUUCUGCUUAAACAGUUUGGACAAGGCGUGCAAUCAAGGGGGAUCCUCUUCAGUAAAACCCGUAGAAGCACUUAUUGCCUCAAUGACUGGGUCCUCAACAACAGAGCCUUACAGCAAGCUGGCAUCAAGGCAACCAUCCUCACUGGGGCUGGCAAUGGCAGCACUUACAUGACACAGAACGAGCAGGCGGAGACGAUCCGCAAUUUCCGCGACGGUACUCUCAACCUUCUGAUCUCCACCAGUGUGGCUGAGGAAGGCCUUGACAUCCCUGAAUGCAACCUGGUGGUGCGCUAUGGACUGCUUACAAAUGAGAUUGCCCAGCAGCAGGCCAGUGGACGUGCAAGAGCCCAAAACAGCCAGUAUUCAGUAGUCGCCAUGAGAGGGGGCCGGGAAGAGCGCCGAGAGAUCACCAAUGAAUAUCUGGAAGAGCUGACUCGAGAAGCUAUCGCUAAGGUCCAAGAAAUGAGCCUCCAAGAGUUUCACAGAAAGAUCAAUGAGUUACAGAUACAGGCAGUUAUCAGCAGUAGAGUUGCAGAGAACCAAAAAACAGAGAAGAGGAGUCGCUACACUGCUUCCAGUAUCCAGUUCUUGUGUCGAAACUGCUUCAAGUCUGUGGCAUCUGGCAGUGACAUUAAACUUGUUGACAACGCGCACUAUGUCAAUGUCAAUCCUGACUUUGAGAAACACUACAAAGCCGGCGGACAGGUGAAGAUUCCAAGAAGUUUUGAGGACUGGGAGCCUGGGCGCACGAUCAGUUGCAAUAAUGGCAACUGCAACAAGGAUUGGGGAUUUGAGAUGAAGUACAAGAAGAUCGCCCUGCUGCCCAAUCUAGCCAUUAAGAAUUUUGCCCUGCAGACCCCUGAUGGCAGGAUAACUGUGAAGAAGUGGAAGGAUGUCCAAUUCAAUGUUGAGGACUUCAGCUUUAACCAAUACUGCCAAGACUACUACCCUGACCUCCUCGACUGAGACAACAACAAGGGAGCCCUGUAGGGGGUUCUCCUCAUAUCACAUGCCAGUUUUUUAAAAUCUUUUUUCAUUUUUGAUUUGUCUGUGCUCAUUAAGAGAAUCUGUCAUUAUACUGUUGCAUAAAUAUGAACACGUGCCAUUCAAAAAUUCUCUCCACACGUGCUAGCACUUAUUUGUGCUGCGGGGCCAAUGAGGCAGCAGUGUGCUAUAACCCAUUACACAUCGAUCAUGCUUGAAAUUAGCAUGACAGCUUUGUUUAUGCCCAAGGUCCAAACUCCCUUUGCAUGUUUUUGUGUGUCUUUUCCCUGCUUCAGCUCAAGUCAAGCACACAAACAAAGCAGAAAACGAUCUCUGCUGUUACUUGAACCUUAAUCAUCACGAACACUUGACACGUCAUGACUAAGAUGCUUCCUUAUGAACUGUAGCUAUUUUAAAAUACUUUUAAAUGGUAACUAUUUUUUAACAGUUGUGUGUCUGUAUGCUGGUAGUUUCUCAAAUAAUGUAAUUAUUCAAAUGUUUUACUUUAUCAUUUAUUAGCUUAGUUUAUGUUGUUGAUGUAUACUAUUUUAUAUCUAAACCUAAAAAUUCCUUGACUUGCCUAAAAUAUUAUUUUAUAAUUAAUUUGCCUCUGGGAACCACUAGGUGUCAGUGUUGGUUAGCAAAUGUCCACACCAAGUCAGGUCCUAUAUUUCUUCUCUAUCUCUGUAUCUUCUAACAAAUGAUGUGAAUAAAGCCAGAAUGGAAAUUUU